Molecule: messenger RNA, 1180 nt
Organism: Racocetra persica
Lineage: Eukaryota; Fungi; Glomeromycota; Glomeromycetes; Diversisporales; Gigasporaceae
Source: the annotation of a GenBank genome assembly
ACAAGAAAGUUACUACUUGUACUAAAAAGCCCGCUGAAGUACCAGAAAAAGUAGCUACUACUACUUGCACUCAUGAAAAAGAAAAAGAAGAAAUCUGUACUUCUUGUUUAGCAAAAAACAAGCCCUCUGAAGUAGAAGAAGCUGAAACUAAGAAAACUACUUGCACUAAGCCCGUUGCAGAAGUAGAACAUGAAGUCCACCAUCACUACCACAAGAAGCACCACAAGAAACAUCACAAGAAGCAUCACAAGACCUGCACCAAGAAGCAUGUUAAAGUAGAAAUUGAAAAAGAAAAGAAAACUUGCACUAAGAAACCAGCUGUUACUACCUGCACUAAGAAACCAGCUGAAGUAGAAAUUGAAAAAGAAAAGAAAACUUGCACCAAGAAGCCCGUUGUUACUACCUGCACCAAGAAACCAGCUGAAGUAGAAAUUGAAAAAAAAGAAGUUGAAAAGGAAAUCGUGAAGAAAUCUACCUGUACUAAAAAGGCUGAAGAAGUAGAGGUAAAGAAAUCGAAAAAACAUUUCAAGAAGAAGCAUCACAAGACCUGCACCAAGAAGCAUGUUAAAGUAGAAAUUGAAAAAGAAGUAAAGAAAACCUGCACUAAGAAGCCCGCUGUUACUACCUGCACUAAGAAACCAGUUGAAGUAGAAAUUGAAAAAGUAAAGAAAACUUGCACCAAGAAGCCCGUUGUUACCUGCACCAAGAAACCAGUUGAAGUAGAAAUUGAAAAAGUAAAGAAAACUUGCACCAAGAAGCCCGUUGUUACCUGCACCAAGAAACCAGUUGAAGUAGAAAUUGAAAAAAAAGAAGUUGAAAAUGAGGAAGAGACACCCGAAAAAGAAAAAGUAUCAAAGAAGAAAUUCGUAAAGAAAUACAGAAAGGUUCCUCGCUACAAAACCAUUGAAAGUUUCGAAGUAGAGAAAUAUACUACUUGUGUUCCAAAAGUUGUAGCAAAGACAGUCCCACACUACGAAGUAAAGAAAUAUUACGUUAAAGAAGCUUAUAACGUAAAAUCACACAAGGAAUAUCCUGAAGAAAAGAAAUCGAGUAUUAUCAAGAGAAAUACUAUCCCAAACCUUGCACCACCACCACCACCUCUUCGACCCCUUGCCACACCACCACAUCUACGACCUCUUGCACCACCUCUACACCUCCCCCGAAACCAACAUGCACCAAA